Messenger RNA from Striga hermonthica, 1098 nucleotides. NCBI's taxonomy places the organism in Eukaryota, Viridiplantae, Streptophyta, Magnoliopsida, Lamiales, Orobanchaceae. The record is from the annotation of a GenBank genome assembly.
AUGGCCUCUCACAACAUUGGCUUCUUUCUUCCUGUCCUGUUUCAUGCUCUUUUCAUAUUUUGUCUACCUUUUGUUGUUUCUCAAUGCCGAAGAAAGCCAGUGAUUUUCAACUUUGGCGACUCAAACUCCGAUACAGGGGGGUAUUCAGCUGCGACUGGGUUUGUGUUCGGAUACCCUGACGGACGGGCCUUCUUUCAAAAGCCAACUGGCCGGUUAUGUGAUGGGCGUUUAGUCAUCGACUUCUUGUGUGAACAAUUGAAGGCUAAUUAUAUGACACCCUAUCUGGAAUCAGUGGGACCCGAUUUCACAAAUGGAGCCAACUUCGCGGUAGGCGGAGCAGCCACUCACCCGAAAUACGCCCCUUUCAGUUUGGAUACUCAAGUUCUGGAGUUUUUGCGCUUUUACAACCGUUCUUUGGAGUUGAAUUCCCAAGGCAUACAAAAUCUGGUUGAUGAAGAGGGCUUCAAGAACGCACUCUACAUGAUCGACAUUGGACAGAACGACUUAAUGGCUGCAUUUAAAUCUCUUCCUUAUGCUCAAGUUAUUGAAAAGAUCCCUUCUUUUAUAUCCAUAAUAAGGGAUGCUAUGUCGGCCUUGUACGAACGAGGUGCAACGUACUUUUGGGUGCACAACACGGGCCCGCUCGGAUGUCUGCCUGCAAGCUUAGGCACAAGUAAGACCAAUGCUACUGAUUUCGAUGAACACGGGUGCAUUGAGUCUAUGAACGAAGGCGCCAAAGCAUUCAACGCUGAACUAGCCGCUCUUUGUGAAGAACUACGUUCUCAGAUGCAGAAUGCCACGAUCGUCUACGUGGAUGUCUACUCCAUCAAGUACAACCUCAUUGAAUACUCAGCCUUUUACGAUUUCAAGCAUACAUUAGAGGCGUGUUGGGGGGUUGGUGGGCCGCCGUAUAAUUACGACCCAAACGUUAACUGUCGGGCCCAAGGAUGCAAUGUGUGUGAAGUGGGCUCGAGGCACAUAAGCUGGGAUGGAGUUCACAAUACCCAGGCUGCUAAUGCUCUUAUUGCCCAUCGUAUACUCUCCACCAAGUAUUCUAAACCUCCCCUUCGGUUCAGCUUUUUCUGUAACAAUGCAUGA